This is a messenger RNA of Phalacrocorax carbo (great cormorant), 3392 nucleotides long. The record is from RefSeq and is a predicted model, not a curated record. NCBI's taxonomy places the organism in Eukaryota, Metazoa, Chordata, Aves, Suliformes, Phalacrocoracidae.
UGCACGCGCAGGGGGCGGCGCACGAGCCUUUGCACACGCGUGUGCGAUUCACCGCCCCUCACGCUCCCCCCCCCUCCGCCCCGCCCCCCGUCGCCAGGCAACGCGUUGCCGGGGCAGCGCGAGGGUGACUGACAGCUCCGGCCGCCACUCACCCCUGCCCCGCCUGGCCUCGCCCCCCGGCCGGCCACAGCCUCUCCAUUGGCCUGGCGGCGCGUAAAGGGGCGGAGAGCUGAAUCUCAUUAGGAGACGGGACGGCGGUGGAUUGGCGGCCCGAGCGGCCAAUAGGGAGCGGGGGAGGGCGGGUUGUUGCGCCACGCCCCCGGUGGGCUGAGGCGCGCGCGAGCCGGCCGCGACGGGCGGGAGCGGCGCUGAGGGAAGCUCCCUCCCGAUUGGCUGCGACGCGCGUGCCGGCCGCCGUGGGCGGGAGCUGCGCUGAGGUAAACUGCCUUCUGGUUGGCUGAGAUGCUCGCCGGCCGCGGUGGGCGGGAGAGGCGCUGAGGGAAGCUCCCUCCCGAUUGGCUGGGCCGCGGUGGGCGGCGGACGCUCACUCGAUUGGCCGCCAUCCGGGGAGCGGGUUCCGCGGUUCGGGCCGGGGGCGCGAUGGCGGCGGCGCUGGAGCGGGCGCUGGGCUCGGUGCCGGCGGUGCCGGCGGCGGAGCCGGUGCCGGCGCUGGUGCUGGGCCCGGCGGGCUCGGGCCGGACGGCGCUGCUGCUGCGGGCGGCACUGGCGGGGGGCGGCGACGGGCCCCGCGUUCUCUUCUUGGCGCCCAGCGCGCUCCCGCGGCUUCCAGGCGGCGGCGACGGCAACGACCGGCGGGCGCUGCAGCGGCUGGAGCUGCGGUACCCCCCAUCCCUGGGGGCGCUGGGGCGGGAGCUGGGGGCAGUGGGGGCCUGGCCCCGGCCCCCCGGGCUGCUGCUGCUGGACGGGCUGGAGCGGUACUUGGGGGGGGCCCCGGGGGCACUCGCCCGCCUGGCUGCCCUGCUGCUGGAGGCUGCCCGCUCCCCCGGGCCCCCCCGGCCCCCCGCCCAGGUCCUGGCCUCCCUAUGCCUGCCCCCUCCCGGCCCCCACGUCCUGCCGGCCCUGCGGCGCUACUUCCCCGCCGAGUGUCGCCUGCGCCCCGUGCCCGGGGUCCCACUUCACCUCUGUGCCCGCCUCGCCUGCCCUGGGGCCCCCCCUCGCUGCUGGCACCUCCACUUCAGCCCCCACGGGCAGCUCCGCGUGGCCCCCGCCGACGCCGGGGACAGCGAGGGGGACGAGGACGCCCAUCCCGAUGGGGACGAGGACAGUGACGAAGCUUGGGGCUGAGCCUGGACGCCACCACCAGCCCCCCCAAAAGGGGGUGACCCAGAGCCCCCACGGUGGACGUCAGGGUGACGCGGACGCCGGGGGGAUCCUGGCCACCACCCAAGGGUGACGCCGCUCCUGGACCUUGGGGCCACGGACAGUGAAAGGGGCCCCGGGCGUCAGGUGCCCCCCACCAUGGGCCCCCCCAGAGCCCUGCCUGGCACCUGGGGAGCACUGAUAAGCCUUAUCAGCCCCCCCGGGGUGGGAGGGGACCCAGGCGUCCGGCGGAGCACCCCGCACCCCGCCCAGAGGGACCGAGGUGUCCGGUGGGGCCCAGUGCUGCUUUAUUGUAAAAAAAAAAAAACAACCCAAGGAAUUAAAACCAAAACAAAACCCCAAAACACACACAAUUGGGUGCCCCCGUGGGGGAGGGGGUGACCCCCGUGUCCUCCCACCUCCGGGGACGCACAACCACGGGGACGGUCCCCGUGCGAGGGGGGCCCCCCCCCGUGUCACCGGGGUCCCGGUGGGACGUGUUCCCUCUGCGCCGUCUCCCCGCGUCGCGGCCCCUCUGCCGUGACGUCGCCGCGCCUCCAUGUGACGUCACUGUGACGCAGCCUCUCUGCCGCGGUGUGACGGCAUCCCCGUGUGAUGCGUCCCCGCUGGCGGGAAGUCACGGUGUCUCCGUGUGACGUCGAGUGUGACGCGUCCCCUCCGUCGGGGUGUCGCAAUGUGUCCGUGUGUCAUGGCCGCUCCGUCUUGCUGUGCCACGAGGCGACGCGUGCCCUCGUGCUGCGGCGUGUCUGUCUGACGUUGCCGUGACGCGUCCCCUCUGUCAUGAUGUCAUAGCAUCUCCGCGUGACAUCACUGUGACACCUCCCCCGUGUCGUGGUGUCACGGUGCCUCUGUGCGACAUUGCUGCGAUGCGUUCCCUCUGUCGUGACGUCACAGAGCCUCUGUGUGACAUCACUCUGACGCAUCCCGUCCGUCGUGGUGUCACGGUGUCUCCAUGUGACAUGUCCCCUCCACCACGAUGUCAGGGUGCCUCCACAUGACAUCAGUAUGACAUAUCCCCUUUGUCGUGAUGUCAUGGCAUCUCCAUACGACAUCGCUGUGAUGCAUCCCCUCUGUCGUGAUGUCACGGCAUCUCCAUGAGACAAGUCCCCUCCACCAUGAUGUCAUGGCGCCUUCACGUGACAUUAGUAUGACAUGUUCCCUCUGUCGUGACGUCACGGCAUCUCCAUAUGACAUUGCUGUGACGUAUCUCCUCUGUCAUGCUGUCAUGGCAUCUCUGUGACACGUCCCCUCUGCCAUGAUGUCAUGGUGCCUCCACGUGACAUCAGUAUGACACGUCCCCUCCGCCACGAUGUCUCGGUAUCGCAGUAUGACAUGCCCCCGCUGUCGUGACGUCACGGCCUCUCCGCGUGACAUCAGGGUGACACGUUCCCCGUGAUGCAUCGCCCCCGUCGCGGCGUCUCCGUGCGUGACAUCAAAGUGACGCGGCCCCUUCCUGCGUCCCCCCGCCCCCGCUGCGGGGGUGCCCCCAGCCCCUCCCCCCCGUUAGGAGCAGAGCACGUAGGGGGGGGCCGGGGUGGGGGGGGCCGGGGUGGGGGGGCCCAGCGCGAGGGGGUCCCCAUCGCUGCUGGUCCCGUCGGGGGGGGGCCCUUUGUGGGGGGCCAGGUUGGCAUAGGGCCCGCGGGGCGGGGGGCUGCCGGGGGGGGCCCCCGGGGCAGGGGGCUGCCGGGGGGGCCCCGCGGGGGCAGAGCAGGGCCGAGCCAGGGUCGAAGAGGGUGUACUCGAAGCUGGAGGCGGGCGAGGGGCCGGGGGGCGGGGUGGCGGUGGGGUGGGACCCCUCCGUGGGGGGACCCUUGCCCAGGGGGGGCCCCACCUCCUCCACGGCACUGGGCAGCUCCUCGGCCUCGGGGGCUCCGCCGGGGGGGGCCCAGGGAGCCCCCACCCCCUGGCACAGCCACAGCUGGGGGGGCACAGGGUCAGGCACCUCCGGGGGGGAGGUGACCCCCCCCAGUGCCCCCCCAAACACACCUUUUUAGGGUAGGACCUCCCCCAAGCAUCCCCCCUUUGGGGUAACCCCCCCCAGACACCCCUGC